AUGCCUACUUACGCCAUCCUCGGUAGCACAGGAAACUGUGGUUCUGCCUUGAUCCAGAACCUCCUCAAAUCUCCUGAGAACAACGUUAACGCCUAUUGCCGCAAUGUUGCUAAACUCAACCGUGUCGUCCCUGAGGUCGUUGACAACAAGCACGUGCAGGUCUUCGCUGGCAGCAUUCACGAUGUAGACCUCAUUGUCGACUGCAUCCGCGGAACCGACGCUGUCUUCAUGGUCGCCACGACCAAUGACAACCUUCCUGGAUGCCGCAUCAGCCAGGACUGCGCCGAGACCAUCAUCUCCGCCAUGGAGAAAAUCAAGGCCACAGGAACCCCAGGCGUCAAACUCCCCAAGAUCGUUCUCCUCAGCUCCGCUACCAUCGACGACUAUCUCUCCCGCCACAUGCCUGGAUGGUUCAGGCCCAUCAUGUUGGCCGCCGCAUCCCACGUCUACGAAGAUCUCCGCCUCACCGAAAAGCUCCUCCGCUCCCACUCCGACUGGCUCUCCGUCGUGUACAUCAAGCCCGCCGGUCUCUCCCCCGAUAUCUCCCGCGGCCACCAAUUGACUCUCGACGAGGAGGAGAGCUUCAUCAGCUACCUCGAUCUCUCCGCUGGUAUGAUCGAAGCUGUGCAGGAUCCUGAGGGCCGCUACGUCGGCAGGAACGUCGGUGUCGUCAACGCAAAGCGCGGAGUUGGCGCCAAGUUCCCUCGCGGAACGCCGUUCUGCAUCUUGAUGGGCUUGACGAGGCAUUUCUUCCCGUUCCUGCAUCCUUAUCUUCCUACCACCGGCCCUGCGUAG
Molecule: messenger RNA, 795 nt
Organism: Aaosphaeria arxii CBS 175.79
Lineage: Eukaryota; Fungi; Ascomycota; Dothideomycetes; Pleosporales
Product: putative NAD-dependent epimerase/dehydratase
Exons: 2
Coding region: 1-795 (264 amino acids)
Source: RefSeq, a predicted model, not a curated record